AUGCCCGGCCCGGGGGGCGGCCCCCCACCCGGCUGCUCCAGGCUCCAGCACAGGAGGAGCGGGGCAGGGUGGGUGGCACCACCAGUGGGGCCGUCAGGCCUGGCGCGCACGCAUUCCGGAGGCCCCCCAGACCAUGCUCCGCCGCCUAGGACGCCGAGCUGCAGUCGCCCUCUGUGCGUAGGCAGCAGCCGCCUGGCACCUCCCAAGCUCGCUGGCGAUCCCAGCAUCGCAGAACCAGGACAAGGUGUCCUGCUGGCUGCCGCCAAGCCAGGCAUUCUGCCAAACAGCGGCUGCACCGGGGCGAGAACUGAGAACCUGCCGCUCACCCCAUCCCCGGGUGAUUACCGAGUGCCCGUGCCAGCGGCCGCGAUCUCCCUGCGGUAGAAGCGUGGGACCGAGGCCCGGCCUGGGCGCCCUCAGGCUGGGCGCGCUGGCGAUCCCGAGACCGCGCAGGCCAUGCCCCUCCAGCCCUCCAGGGCGCAGCUGCAGCCACCCUCUGCGUACAGGCAGCAGCCUCCAGGCAAGCCCCGAGCCCGCCCGCACUCCCAACAUCUCAGAACCCGGGCCAGAUGAACCAGUGGCUGCGGCCAAGCCAGGCGGUCUGCCGUGCAGCGGCUGCACAGGAACGGGAGCCGGCCCUCAGCCCCACCCGGGCUGGCUGCACAGGGCGCCUGGCCAGGAGUCCCGAGCUCCCGCAGAGGAGGAGCCGCGGGGCAGGGCCUGGAGGGCUCUCCGGCCCGGUGCACUCGCGAGCCGGAGGCCGCCCGGGCCGUGCUCCGCCGCCUGGGCGCCCGGCCGCCGGGCACCUCCCAAGCUCGCCGGCGCUCCCAGCCUCGCCGAACAGGGGCCAGAUGUCGCCGUGGCUGCGGCCAAACCAGGAGGUCUGCGCGGCGGCCCUGA
Molecule: messenger RNA, 900 nt
Organism: Saimiri boliviensis boliviensis (Bolivian squirrel monkey)
Lineage: Eukaryota; Metazoa; Chordata; Mammalia; Primates; Cebidae
Source: RefSeq, a predicted model, not a curated record